Molecule: messenger RNA, 158 nt
Organism: Racocetra persica
Lineage: Eukaryota; Fungi; Glomeromycota; Glomeromycetes; Diversisporales; Gigasporaceae
Source: the annotation of a GenBank genome assembly
AUGUCUCUUGAUAUUCCAAAUAUCAUUAUUUCUGACUGUGAUCUAAAACGGUUUGAUAAAAUUGUUUCCUUAAAUUCCCGAUUUCUUCGAAUGAAUCUCAUCGAGGGACAACUUGAGAUCAUCAUGCCACCAUUGCCAGUUCACAUUGAAACCGGCAU